This is a messenger RNA of Purpureocillium takamizusanense, 1579 nucleotides long. RefSeq lists its product as uncharacterized. The coding region runs from base 225 to 1490 and encodes 421 amino acids. The record is from RefSeq and is a predicted model, not a curated record. The transcript has a single exon. Lineage: Eukaryota; Fungi; Ascomycota; Sordariomycetes; Hypocreales; Ophiocordycipitaceae.
CAGUUGCGUUCUCGCAAUGCUGCAUUACAUCUCUCCUCUUGUGUUGGCAACCGGCAUAUAAACCUGUUUCUCUCUCUUCUCUCCUUCAGGUUUCCCUAACCAAACCAGCCUCUGUGGGCAUAUCCAGCUGCAUCAACUAUCAAUCAUCACCACCACCACCAUCAUCAUCAUCCACCUUGUCACGAACCCCUUGUGUACAUCGUUCCUUGCCAUAUACUGCCGCCAUGCGCGUCUCGCAGCUCGCCCUCGCCAUAGCGAGCGCCCUCGGGGCCGUCGCUCUAUACACCCCAAAGACGGGCCCUGACGUUGUUUCCGGGAAGCCCCCUGCCGACAACUCCAAGCCAAACGGCAACGAGGCCAUGAGGCUGGGGUCCCGUGGCGUUGGUGCGGGCGCGCUUGAUCCCGCCCGUCAGAGCCUCAACGGCCUUGAGCGCCGGAGAGUAACAUCGUGCCGCAGAAUCGGCUGUUACAGAUAUCUAGGAGCCACUGGUUUUCGACACGGGACAGAACACAGCGGCGGUGAUGGUGGCGAUUCCCGCGGUCACGUUGACACGGCUACAACGACGACGUCAACAACAACAGAGUCCCCCCACCAUACUAGGCGGCACGAUGCUGGUGCGGGCGCCGUCGAUCUCGCCCAUGCGAGCCUCAACCAACUCGAGCGCCGGAGGGGAGGUGGCGGCCGUGGAGGCGGCGGCUUCGGCGGUGCUUUCGGCGCCGCCGGCCGUGGAUUCGCACGGGCGGGUGGUUCUCGGCGUGGUGGUGGCGGGGCAGGGCAUACCAGCAACAGGGGCCAUACGGGGGGAGAAACGAAGAAGCAGGCACAGCACAAGAGCGGCAACAAGCAAGAGCAGCACAAGGACAAGGCGCAGAACAAGCAGGCACAUCAUGACGAGGGCGGCAACAAGCAGGAACAGCACAAGGGUGGCAACAAGAAAGACCAGAACAAGAACAAGAACCAGAAGAAGCAGAAGCAAAAGGACAAGAAGAAGCAGAACGAGAAGCGCAGGAAGCCCCAGUGCAAGGGCCGCCACGCGAAGCAGUGCCUCAAGGGCGGCACCUGCUCCGACGACGGCGUCUUUUCCAACAUCCAAUUUAGUGUCGAUACGUGCAAGGACUGCUUCUGCCCCGGGGCUGACGGCAACAACAUGAACACCAACAGCAACAAUCAGAACCAGAACCAGAACCACGAUCAACACCAAAACCAACACCAGCACCAGCAAGACGCCGCUCGCGGUGCCAUGGCCGGGCACCACGCCGCCAAUGCCCAGGACAAUGCUCAUAACGCUGCUACCGGGCACGACACCGGCCACGGCUCCAACCACGCUCACGACUCCGGCCACGGCUCCAACAACGCACACCAAGACGCCGGCCACGACAACCCUCCCAAAGACCACGAGCACCACGACGCGGGCCACAACCACGCCGACAAGAAGGACGCGCCGCCGGGCCACAAGAGCCCCGAAGAAGUCGAAGUCGAUGAAGAGUAGGGAGGACAGAGAACCCGCGUUUUUCUUUCUUUGGGAUUGUCCCCCCACUUGCCCCCUUCCCCCUUUUUUAUCUUUUUGGCUUUCUCCUG